AUGACCGCUCCUGCCUCAUUGAAUCGAGACAUAUCACCUCCACCUACUCGCCGCUCUCGUAAGCACAAGAUAGGAGCCUCUGCCACCCCGGCUGCCAUCGAAGCAGGUCAAGCUCGACUACUAGAUCCGAUCUCGUACUUUCUUGACCAUUUCAGCAAAGUGGCACGAUCACUAAAACCAGAUUAUCCGAGGCUAGAUCUUGCAGCAUGGACUCAACUUUGGCGCAAUGACCAAGGUCAACACGGCCGCAUGUUUGUUGUACACCAACAUGACCAUCCCAUUGCGGGUGUACACUAUGAUCUCCGUCUCCAGUUCUCCGCCACUAGCGCCAUCAGCUUCUCGAUUCCCUACGGUCUGCCAGGUAAUCCAAAUUCUGUCAGACCUAUGCGAAUGGCCAUCGAAACACGAGUGCAUUGCCUUUGGAAUCACCUUGUUGAAUCUGCUUCUCAUGCUACUGGAUCUCUCUUGAUCUGGGACACUGGCGAGUAUGAGCUUGUGCCAUGUAAGGUUACUGAGAAGGAGCCAGAGACGGAUGAUGAUGCCUCGGACGUGGAAGCUGAGGUCGAGCAAGAUGCUCAGAAAACAGACAGCGAGAGACUGUUCGAAGCCUUUCAAAAUCGGCACAUCAAACUCAGACUGCAUGGUGCGAAACUUCCGCAAGGCUACACAAUAUCGAUGCGUUUACCAUCAGCCAACAAUGUCCAGAGCAAGAAGCCGAAGCGGAAACGUCGAAGGAAGGACCCUUUGCCUCAAGCAGUCGAGGAAGUCGCCGACUCUGACAAUGAUCAAGUCAAUGUCCAGGAUCUCAUAAAUGAAUCUACCGAACAAGUAGCUGUCGAUUCGGAUGACAGCGAAGAUGACACAAUAAGGAUUAACAAUGCUUACAAUGGCUCGGAGAACACCAUCGGGUCAAUACAUCAACGGCUAUGGUUCCUCACGUUGGACAAGCUCAACUCUGGCUUCAUCAAAGCUUCCUCUGGGUCUGAGAAAGGCCGUUGGGUAUCACAAGACGAAGAAUCAGGAUGGAAACCUUUCUUCGUUCAGGGCACAGACGUAGAACGGAGUGUCAUCACUGGACGCAGUGCAGCACAAGUCACGCAGGACGAAGGUGUUCAGGGAUACGUCGGUCGCAAAACAUGGAGACCAAUACUGGAAUAA
Molecule: messenger RNA, 1158 nt
Organism: Aureobasidium subglaciale EXF-2481
Lineage: Eukaryota; Fungi; Ascomycota; Dothideomycetes; Dothideales; Saccotheciaceae
Exons: 2
Coding region: 1-1158 (385 amino acids)
Source: RefSeq, a predicted model, not a curated record